Molecule: messenger RNA, 537 nt
Organism: Protopolystoma xenopodis
Lineage: Eukaryota; Metazoa; Platyhelminthes; Monogenea; Polystomatidea; Polystomatidae
Source: the annotation of a GenBank genome assembly
AUGUCGCCUUGUUCUUUGCAAUUAAAACAGCAUCUGCAGCUUCUCCUUUUUGCCGGGGCCGGUCAGAGCAACACCUUACGUGCUGCAGGCAUUGAUCAACUUAGCCCGGCCGCAAAUGGCCUAGCAGCCUGUGGAUUUGGAGAAGUCGGGCUUGCUGGAUUCUUAGCCGGAAGGCAGCAGCAACAGCAGCAGCGUCAGAAAACGCAGCAGUUGAGUGGCAUCAUGACCUCGGGUAACGGGCGGUCGUUGGCCGGAAUGAAACGGCACAUGAUACCCAGCUCAAUCGGGGAAUUUGAGGAGACAAUGGCAGCUGAUUCAGGCAUAACUAUGGCAGUCAAUGUACCUGGUGAUCCAAAUGCUAUGGUAUUUUCGUUUAUAUGUCCCAAUUACAAACACGCAUGUGAAUAUGAAUUCAGACAUUGGGAGGAUAUCCACCACUUACUAAGCUCUACAGUAAUAUUAUGGCUGCUAGUUUUAAUUAUUACAGACAUUCCCUCUACUAUAAUUAUUGAUUUUCACUGGCUCAUCCUCCCCUAG